ACACAAAUGGAAACUUUCUUCAACUACCCGAUGAGCUCUGAUUUUCUCAGAAUAUUUAUUGUGUCUCAACCUACAGGGCCAUUGAAGGUGGCCAAAGCAUCACAGGUCUCUCAUAAGUGUGUGCUUUUGCCUUAUAAAGAGAGGUUUGUUGUCAUGCCCCUCUUACAUAUCAACAGUUCUAGUACUAGGUUAUAGGUGGAGUUGUGGAAAGUUUAUGUUUGGGAGCAGAGUAGUGGGCGACAAAAUUUAUGUUGACUGACAACUGACUUAACUUUUUGAAGAACUGAAGAUUAACUGUUUUUUUCCACAAAAGUUUCUGUAUGUAUGUGCAUUUUGAUGAUAUGUUUUUGGUUGUUGAAUUUCUGGAAACCAAGACUGUUAAUAUUAUAGCCGAGUCAUGGUUUGAGGAUGGUGUCACUUGGUGGCCAAAUUAUAGUAAUGAUGAACGCAUAAACAGAGCUGUACAAAAGUGUGAGGAACCAAGAACAGGCUGGAAACAGUAUGAUGUUCGAGUCCUCUCAAGAACUGGCACGUUUUUGGUGAUACAGACUCGGACAAUGAACUAGAAGUGGGUAAAAAGAGGAGAUGCAGCAGUAUCUCCUCUGCACCAGCACCACCUAUUCCUCCACCUACUCCUGACAUACCCUCUGAUUCAGCUUGCCAGACCUCUACUGGACCUCUGCUAAACCUGAGGCAUACUGAAUAUCCCUGUUUUACGACUGUGCCACCUGCCCCCAUUACGACACUUGGCAUGCCUUCCAGUCCUCUUCACCACUUCUCCAUUAGACAUUCUGAACACGGCCGUUACACAGCUCCAGUGCAUGCAGUUACCACCCCCAUCUCUCACAUGCCCUCAAGCUCUAUGAGCCAGGUCUCUGCUACACCUCUUUCUGAAGAACAUCAAGACCAUUCAUUUAACCCCAGGUUUAGACUGGGGAGGACAGGCACUGGACCUAUUCCUUGCUCUGCCGCUCAACUGCACAUCCUAACAUUGUUGGAACAUAUCAAGGAACAGCAGAUGCAGCUUGCUGCUAUCGUUAAUAAUCUUGCUGCACGUAUGGCGACAGACACUGUUGUUGCUGAAAUGCCUCCCAAUAUCAGUUUGCCACUGGCCACCAUGUCUGAAGUUGAGGAGUUGGAGGAGUGGCUUAAAGAUUCAAGAAACUCGCAUGCUAAGCAAAACAUGAUUUCUGCUCUGGGUGCUACAGGAGGACAAAACGCUAAACGAGUCACAUGGAACAUACUUUCAAGGCUUUUCUCAGAUGCAGUAGCCAAAAAAAUAAACUGGAAAGGAGUUAAUGGGAAAAAGUGCUUUAAAGAAAUGCAUACAAGAAGUUUGUUGAUCAGAGCUGUAAGGAAGAACCAGUCUUCCUCCGGUGUAGCAGAUAGUGAGGUCGAUUCUUACACCAUCCGUUGGUUUAACCUGGCGUCUGACCGUGGAGGUGGCCGGAAAGAACGUGCAAGAGCCAAAGAGGCAUCAACUGAGGUGAAAUUUCUAUGGAAGAAGCAUUAUGGCAGUGUGUGUUUUUUUAGCUUUGAUUUUUGCACUUGGUUCAAUUUUAAAAAUGUAACUUGGGUUGUCUUGGUUAUUCUGAGACUUAGACUUGACUCGUGUUCACAACAUAGUACAGUUAGUAUGUGGAAUCAUAUUCUGAGCAAUAGGUGCUGACCUCCAAAAGGAAAAGGACAUUUAGCAUUUAAUGUCAUACCCUGCUACAAUAACAGUGCUCCCUGAAUGCAGCUGCAGCACAUUUGUAUGGCAAGAUAUAAUAUUACAGUAUAACCAUACAAAAUGUAUUUCCUAAACGGCUGUCUGUAGCUGGGUCAUGCAGCCACUUGACACUGAGCGAAACUUUAGCCUACCGUAAAUUGUAUUCUGGACCAGCAAAAUGCACCGUUAUCUUGGGCCCGGGUGACAAAGCAACACCAGUGCUCUACCUUGCUGCCAUGGUUAAUGCGCUUUGAUGUUUUAUGUUUCAAUGAGAGGAAGUGCCAUGUGAAUGCAGUGCACAGUGCAGGAUUCAAGUGUGGCUGCCUGAAUUAGCUCACAGGUGUCACGUCAUUUAAUGCAACAUUAUAGAGGUAAAGUUUACAUAACAUUAAAAAGCAUGUUCGUAAGACAUGAUCAAUACAUUUAAGAACUAUAAAAAUAAGAUAUUUUAAGACUUAAGGACCCGUGUAAACCCUUUUAGAAACAGGAGCUGGACGACAUAAAAACUUCAUUUACCUGAAAUGAUUGAACAUCGGUUAAUCACCCACCUCUCCCUCAUGUCACCUAUAAAUCAAAUUUGAUUAAAACUUCAGAUCACUUUUGUUUCAUAGCCUUUGUACUUUUUUGCCAGUAUGAAUGUGAAAUGUCUCCAAAGAGGUCUAAAGAGAUCUUAGUCUUAAAUUUAACUUUUUGAAACUUAAGAAGCCCUGAAAUUUUAUUGUUUUUGGCUGAAAUCUUUAAUAUUCAACUAACAGCUUUUUUUCUUGGUCUUUUUGU
Messenger RNA from Brienomyrus brachyistius, 2488 nucleotides. RefSeq lists its product as uncharacterized. NCBI's taxonomy places the organism in Eukaryota, Metazoa, Chordata, Actinopteri, Osteoglossiformes, Mormyridae. The coding region runs from base 752 to 1669 and encodes 305 amino acids. The record is from RefSeq and is a predicted model, not a curated record. The transcript has 8 exons.